Messenger RNA from Triticum dicoccoides, 798 nucleotides. RefSeq lists its product as uncharacterized. The record is from RefSeq and is a predicted model, not a curated record. The transcript has a single exon. The coding region runs from base 45 to 566 and encodes 173 amino acids. NCBI's taxonomy places the organism in Eukaryota, Viridiplantae, Streptophyta, Magnoliopsida, Poales, Poaceae.
CUGCUACUUCACGUCGGCAGCUCAGUGCAGAGAGAGAUUCAGGCAUGGCAGCUCCAAGAGCUCUCGUCCUCGGCCUCCUGCUGGUGGUCACUGUCGCCAACGUCGGGGCCGCGUCCGUGGUGGUCGGCCUGGCCAAGUGCGCCGGCUGCACCAGGAAGGACAUGAAGGCCGAGGAAACGUUCAAGCGUCUCCGGGUGGCGAUCAAGUGCAGGAACGCCCACGGCGAGUACGAGAGCAAGGCGGUGGGCGGCCUCGACCGCACCGGCGCCUUCAGCGUGCCCCUGGCCGCCGACCUCCAAGGCGCCGACUGCGUCGCGCAGCUCCACAGCGCCGCCUCCAACGCGCCGUGCCCCGGCCAGGAGCCGUCCAAGAUCGUGCCGCUGUCCGAGGGCGCCACCACCUUCGGCGUCGUCGCCGGCGCCAAGACCACCGCCACGCAGUCGGUGGCGUCCCCGGAGUGCGCGUCGGCCUUCUGCCCCUCGACCACGCAAAAGAAGCCCCGCGGCGGCGGCCACCACAAGAAGAAGCACAACCCGCACAAGCCUGAGACCAAGGCCCUGCCGUAAACAGACUAUGCCACCACGCCCCUCCCACGCCCGCCUACGGAGGUGGGCACCCCUAGCCAGUGUCUCGACUCCGAUCUACCACCCUCCCGCCCAGCAUUGAAAUCUCCAUGAUUUCGUGCUAUCACUCUUGCUAUUUAUGAUUUCAGUGUCUGCAGAACUCAGCAGAGUUCAGAAUAACACGGUUAUGAGAAGGACAGACGGAUCUGUGUGUUUCAUGCACAGUGUAUCCUUU